Molecule: messenger RNA, 5544 nt
Organism: Gracilinanus agilis (Agile Gracile Mouse Opossum)
Lineage: Eukaryota; Metazoa; Chordata; Mammalia; Didelphimorphia; Didelphidae
Gene: POLR1A
Product: RNA polymerase I subunit A
Exons: 34
Coding region: 1-5157 (1718 amino acids)
Biological process (GO): DNA-templated transcription
Cellular component (GO): RNA polymerase I complex
Molecular function (GO): DNA binding; DNA-directed RNA polymerase activity
Source: RefSeq, a predicted model, not a curated record
AUGCUGGUCUCCAAGGAAGUGCCCUGGCGGCGCCUUCGGGGCAUUUCCUUCGGGAUGUACUCGGCCGAUGAACUCCGGAAAUUAAGUGUCAAAUCCAUCACAAACCCUCAGUAUAUGGACAAUGUAGGGAACCCCUCAGUGAAUGGUUUGUAUGAUUUAUCGUUGGGACCAGCUGACUCCAAAGAAGCAUGUUCCACCUGUGUGCAGGACUUUGGCAGCUGCCCUGGACACCUGGGCCAUAUUGAGCUCCCUCUGAUCGUCUACAAUCCUCUAUUCUUUGAUAAACUCUAUCUGCUUAUCCGGGGCUCCUGUCUAAACUGCCACCUGCUGACUUGUCCCCGGCCUGUGGUUCACCUCCUUUACUGCCAGCUGCGGGUCCUGGAGGUUGGGGCACUGCAGGGCGUCUAUGAGCUGGAGACGACCUUGAACAGGUUUCAGGAAGAAAACCCUGAUGCUUCCAUCUAUGAGAUUCAGGAAGAAUUAGAACAGCACACUAGAGCAAUCCUGGAAAACAACCUGCUGGGAGCGCAGGGCUCCCAGGUGAAGAAUGUAUGUGAGAGCAAGAGCAAGUUGAUUGCCCACUUUUGGAAGAUGCACAUGGCUUCUAAGAGAUGCCCCCACUGCAAAACUGGGAAAUCUGUGGUUCGGAAGGAACACAAUAGCAAACUGACUGUCACCUACCCAGCUGUGGUCCACAGAAAGGCCAAAGGGGAAGAGGACAAGGCCAAGAAGACAACAAAUGAUGCCUAUUUGGGGAAAAGGGGCUACUUGACCCCCAGCACUGCCCGAGAACAUGUCUUGGCCCUUUGGAAGAAUGAAGGUUUCUUUCUGAACUACCUUUUCUCGGGAUUGGAGGAUCCUGGUGUGAAAUCCAAGUUCAAUCCAAAUAUCUUCUUUUUGGAUCUUGUGGUGGUGCCGCCAUCCAGGUAUCGCCCAGUCAACCGCCUUGGGGACCAGAUGUUUACCAAUGGCCAGACAGUGAACUUGCAGGCCGUUUUGAAGGAUGUGGUCCUGAUCCGAAAGCUUCUGGCCCUGAUGGCCCAAGAACAGGCCCUGCCGAGCAAGGAGAUGGGAAUAGCAGAGGAGACCCAGAAGGAGGCUUCUAUUCCUAUGGACCGCUCCUUUCUUGCCAUGCUUCCAGGCCAGUCUCUCACAGAGAAACUCUAUGGCAUUUGGAUCCGCCUUCAAAGCCAUGUCAAUAUUGUAUUUGACAGUGAUAUGGACAAGUUAAUGAUGGAGAAGUACCCUGGCAUCCGACAGAUCCUGGAGAAGAAGGAAGGCUUGUUUCGGAAGCACAUGAUGGGGAAGCGGGUCGACUAUGCUGCUCGCUCAGUCAUCUGCCCAGACAUGUACAUUAACACCAAUGAAAUUGGGAUCCCCAUGGUGUUUGCCACAAAGCUGACCUACCCUCAGCCGGUGACUCCCUGGAAUGUGCAGGAGCUGAGACAAGCAGUCAUCAAUGGCCCCAAUGUGCACCCCGGUGCCUCCAUGGUCAUCAAUGAGGACGGCAGCCGCACAGCUCUGAGCGCCACCGACGUGACCCAGCGGGAAGCCGUGGCCAAGCAGCUCCUCACCCCUGCUACCGGCGCCCCCAAACCCCAGGGGGCAAAAGUGGUGUGUCGCCAUGUGAAGAAUGGAGAUGUUCUCCUGCUGAACCGCCAGCCCACCCUGCACAGACCCUCCAUCCAGGCCCACCGAGCCAGAAUCCUGCCCGCAGAGAAGGUCCUGCGGCUUCAUUAUGCCAACUGCAAGGCCUACAACGCCGACUUCGACGGAGACGAGAUGAACGCUCACUUCCCCCAGAGUGAGUUGGGCCGGGCCGAGGCCUGCGUCCUGGCCUGUACGGACGAGCAGUACCUGGUGCCCAAGGAUGGCCAGCCAUUGGCCGGACUGAUCCAGGAUCACAUGGUCUCUGGUGCCCGGAUGACCACCCGGGGCUGCUUCUUCACCCGGGAGCAGUACAUGGAGCUCGUGUACCGAGGACUGACAGACAAAGUUGGGCGAGUAAAAAUCUUUCCACCUGCAAUUCUCAAGCCAUGCCCACUGUGGACAGGAAAACAGGUUGUCUCUACGUUGCUAAUAAACAUAAUCCCAGAGAACCACAUCCCCUUGAACCUCAUUGGGAAGGCGAAAAUCAGCGGGAAAGCCUGGAUCAAGCAGGAUGCCCGAGCUGCUCCAGCUUGUGGCCUGGAUGCUCUGUGCGAGUCCCAGGUCAUCAUCCGAGAAGGGGAGCUGCUCUGUGGGGUCCUGGACAAGGCCCACUACGGCAGCUCUGCCUACGGCCUGGUCCACUGCUGUUACGAGGUGUACGGCGGGGAGACGAGCGGCCGAGUGCUCACGUGCCUGGCCCGGCUCUUCACGGCCUACCUGCAGCUCUACCAGGGCUUCACCCUGGGUGUGGAGGACAUCUUGGUGAGGCCUCAGGCGGAUGCCAGGAGGAAGUCGGUCAUCGAAGAAUCUUCUCACUGUGGCUUCCGAGCCAUCAAGGCCGCCUUCGGCCUCUCUGACGCGACCACCCCCGAGGAUGCUCGGGCCAGGUGGCAGGACGCCCAUCUGAGCAAGGACCAGAGAGACUUCAAUAUGGUGGAUCUCAAGUUCAAGGAGGAGGUCAAUCACUACAGCAACGAGAUUAACAAGGCCUGCAUGCCCUUCGGCCUCCACAGAGGCUUCCCGGAGAACAACCUGCAGAUGAUGGUGCAGUCCGGGGCCAAAGGAUCCACCGUCAACACCAUGCAGAUCUCCUGUCUGCUCGGCCAGAUCGAGCUGGAGGGCCGAAGGCCACCACUGAUGCCCUCUGGGAAGUCGCUGCCCUGCUUCGAGCCCUACGAGGUCACCCCGCGGUCUGGAGGCUUCGUCACCGGCAGGUUCCUCACGGGCAUCCGGCCUCCUGAGUUCUUCUUCCACUGCAUGGCAGGGAGGGAAGGCCUGGUGGAUACGGCUGUCAAGACAAGCCGAUCGGGCUAUCUCCAGAGGUGUAUCAUUAAGCAUCUGGAAGGCCUCGUGGUUCAGUACGACCUCACGGUGCGGGACAGCGACGGCAGCGUGGUCCAGUUCCUGUAUGGGGAGGAUGGGCUGGAUAUCCCGAAGACCCAGUUCCUGCAGCCCAAGCAGUUCCCUUUCCUCCUCAGUAACUACGAGGCAAUAAGGAAAUCAAAACAUUUGGAUGAAGUCUUAGCCAAAAUGGACCCCACGCAGGCCCGCCGGCAUUUCAAAGCCCUCAGAAAGUGGCAUGCCAAGCAUCCUUCCACCUGCCCCAGACAGGGGGCCUUCCUGAGCUAUUCCCAGAAAGUUCAGGCAGCCGUCCGGGCCCUGAACCUCACUGGAGAGAACCAGAAUGGCCGGGACCCCAGAGCCCAACAGAUUUUAAAGAUGUGGUAUGAUUUAGAUGAGAAGAGCCAGAGGAAAUAUCUGAAGAGAGCCCUGCCUUGCCCGGAUCCCAGCCUGGGCGUCUGGCGUCCAGAUAUCCACUUUGCUUCUGUAUCAGAAACAUUUGAAAGCCAGGUUGAUGCUUAUGCCCAAGAAUGGGCAGCUCAGGCCGAGAGGAGUUAUGAAAAAUCAGAACUUUCUCUUGACAGGUUGAGGACAUUGCUCCAUCUCAAGUGGCAGCGGGCCCUAUGUGACCCUGGGGAAGCAGUCGGCCUCCUGGCUGCUCAGAGCAUCGGGGAACCUUCCACACAGAUGACCCUGAACACUUUUCACUUUGCUGGUAGAGGAGAGAUGAAUGUCACACUGGGGAUUCCAAGAUUGAGGGAGAUCCUUAUGGUGGCCAGCUCGAACAUCAAGACCCCUAUGAUGAGUGUGCCUGUGCUCAAUACCAAGAAGGCCUUGAAGAGGGUCAAGAGCCUGAAAAAGCAGCUGACCAGAGUGUGCUUAGGCGAGGUGUUGCAGAAAGUUGACGUCCAGGAGUCCUUCCGCAUGGAAGAGAAGAAAGACAAGUACCGGGUUUACUGUAUCCGCUUCAAUUUCCUCCCCUACAAGUACUACCAGCAGGAGAAAUGCCUGCGGCCUGAGGACAUUCUGCAUUUCAUUGAAACAAGGUUCCUGAAGCUGUUGCUGGAGGCCAUCAAGAGGAAGAGCAGCAAAGCGUCCUCCUUCAAGGUCGUGAGCACCCGCAGGGCCACCCAGCAGGACCUGGACGGCGACGGGGAGACCGCGGGAAGCCGGGAGGACCGGGAGGGCGACGACGACGGGGAGGGCCGCAUCGUCGACGACGAUGCCGAGGAAGGAGACGCCGACGCUACCGACAAGAAGUGGAAAAAGAAGCAGGAGGAAGAGGUAGAUUAUGAGAGUGAAGAAGACGAGCCGGAGGAGGAGAACGAGGAGAACGAGCGAGAGGAGGAGGGCGCCAACGCGGAAGCGGGGGGCCCCGACCCAGAGCCCCAGAGUGACGAGGCCGGCCGCAGCCUGGAGGCCGAGCCGCCGGAGCCGUCCUCGGGGGUGCCCGGCAAGAAGCGGGCCCGCAGGCAGGGCCCCUCCGGGGCAGACGCGGAGUCGAGGGUCCAGGCCGUGCGCAGCCUCCACGCGUCCAUCCAGGACUACAAGUUUGACACGGACGAGGGCCUGUGGUGCGAGGUGACGCUGAUGCUGCCGCUGAUGAAGGUGCACUUUGACCUGUGCUCGCUGGUGGUCUCCUUGGCCCACAGCGCCGUCGUCUACGAGACCAGAGGCAUCACCCGCUGCCUGCUGCACGACGGCACCAACAAGAGGCACGAGCGGGAGCUGCUCCUCAACACGGAGGGCAUCAACCUCCCGGAGCUCUUCAAGUACGCCGACAUCCUGGACCUUCGCCGCCUCUACUCCAACGACAUCCACGCGAUGGCCAGCACGUACGGCAUCGAGGCCGCCCUGCGAGUCAUCGAGAAGGAGAUCAAAGACGUGUUUGCCGUGUACGGCAUCGCCGUGGACCCCCGGCACCUCUCCCUAGUGGCCGACUACAUGUGCUUCGAAGGCGUUUACAAGCCCCUGAACCGAUUCGGGAUUCAGUCCAACUCGUCCCCCCUGCAGCAGAUGACGUUCGAGACCAGCUUCAAGUUCCUGAAAGAGGCCACCAUGAUGGGUGCCCACGACGAGCUGAGGUCCCCUUCGGCCUGCCUGGUGGUUGGCAAAGUGGUCAAGGGAGGAACGGGCCUGUUCGACCUCAAGCAGCCCCUCCGAUAGCCGGAGCCCCUCCUCUGCCCCCUCUGCACAGACGGGAUAUGGAAACCGAGGCCGGAGCCCGCUUCCUGCCUCCCCCCCCACCUCGCGGGAAGGAGGCCCGGAGAGGGCCCGCCGCCGGCUGCCGCACAGGCCCCCCUCGUGGCGUCCUCGAAGGAGGUCCUCGGCUGCCCCGACGCCUUCCCGCCUCCCGGCCGUCGGCCUGGCCUCGGCCUCCCUCUGCCGUCUCCGCUUCACCAGGACACGAGCUCUGGCGGCCCCUCGGCAGACACUUAAGCGGGUAGCAGCCGUGGGCCGGGCCCGGGGCCAGGCUGGGGGGGCCGAGGCCGGCCUGCUCAGGGAGGCCCCGCGCACGUGUAGAAGCGAUUCAGAAUAAAGAGGCGCCAACAA